Priapulus caudatus is the source of this 1740-nucleotide messenger RNA. RefSeq names its product beta-3 adrenergic receptor-like. Lineage: Eukaryota; Metazoa; Priapulida; Priapulimorpha; Priapulimorphida; Priapulidae. Gene Ontology annotation, biological process: G protein-coupled receptor signaling pathway. Gene Ontology annotation, molecular function: G protein-coupled receptor activity. The coding region runs from base 1 to 1740 and encodes 579 amino acids. Gene Ontology annotation, cellular component: membrane. The transcript has a single exon. The record is from RefSeq and is a predicted model, not a curated record.
AUGAACGCGACCGACGGGUCGCCGACGACGCCCAAUUGCACAUCGUCCGACGAUGCCGACUUCGGCGGCCACAGCACGAUCGGCGCAUGCGCACCGAGCGUCGUGUUUGGCGACGCAGAACAGAUUGUCGCUAAGGCUUACCUGACGGUCGUGCUUGCAGCGAGCGUGCUCUGUAAUAUCGUCGUCGUCUGGGCGAUCAACACCACGCUCAAGAAAUGCCCCCUCUUCCGUCCGAAUCUCUUCCUCAUCGGACACGUCGCCGUCACUGACCUGGCGACGGCCGUCAUCUGUCUGCCGCUCGUGCAGGCGGCAACGGCCGUCGGUCGCUGGCCGUUCAGUGCGUCGGCGUGUGCAGCGUCGGCAGCGCUCAACACGCUCCUGGUGACGGCAUCCGUGUUAUGCAUCCUCGCUGUCAGCGUUGAUCGCUAUUUCUCGAUCGCGCGUCCGCACCAGUACAAACUGCUCGUGACAAAACGACGUUGCGUCAUCGCCGUCGUCGGUAUGUGGUCGGUGUCGGCGGCGCUCGCGAUCGUGCAGGUCGUAGUGCUCGACAACUGGGCGUUCUAUCCAGGCCGCGCUAUGUGCUUCAUGGACUGGCAGACGCGCGCAGCUCCGAAGCUCGCCUUUAACAUUGCUCAUCUUGUGCUGUGCGUGCUGCUACCGCUCGGGCUGCUGCUCAUAGUGGAUAUUCUCGUCGUGCGGGCCGCUCGUCGCCACCACACGAAACCGCUGCGCUUGACAGCAUCCAAAGGCACCGACGGCCAAGCGGCCGGCAACCGCCGCGUCAUCAGCAACAAUCCUAACGUUCAGAAGAAGGAUUCGCCGACGAUAGUGCAUCGCCGGGGGUUGCGGCUGUCGCUGCCGCUCGCGCGCGAGACGUCCAAUAUUUCGGUGGACAGGUGUAACAUCGUGCCGAUCGACUUCGCCGUAACGGUGUUGAAGAAGGCAAAGCCGAUCUCGCUGCACAAGCUGAAGGCGGCGCGUAUACUGCUCACGGUCGUCACCUGCUUUGUCAUCUGCUACCUGCCGCUGUUCGCGCUCAACGUGGCGACGGCCGUGCUACAGUGGCGCACCCUACCGCCGAGACUCGACCGCGUCGCCUCCAUGCUGCUCUACACGCACAGCUUUCUCAACGCCUGCUUCUACGGUUUUACAAACCGCGACAUCCAGCGCACGAUCGGCGCCGCUGUGUCGCACUGGCGCAGCGGCAACAAGGUCGGUGCCGUCGUUCCGGCGCCGACGCUUCAGGUCACGUGUCCGCCGACUCCCGUCGCCAGCUCCGGCUCGAGCGGAGUGCCGACAAUCCCUCUCAGCGACCUCUUACGGCGGAUACAGAACGCGAAGGGCUGCCACGAGCUGAUGGAGACGACGUCAAUGCAGGGCAGCGGAAGGUGGAGCAUCACGGCCGAGGAGUCAGCGCAUCCGGUCAUCCACGUGAUCACGCCCAUCGCGGGCACCUCCCGCCAGAUGGCGUGUUUGGACAACAACUCGUUUGCCGACAACUCGCUCGCCGACAACUUGUUCGGGUCGGACGACUUGUUCGGGUCGGACGACUUGUUCCGGUCGGACGACUUCAAGAUGACAAGGGCCGACGACGUUAGGCCGGUGACGCAGAGCGACAUGGCCGCGUCGGUUACUCUCAACAUCCCGUCGUGUGACGUCACGAAGUGCGCCGAGGCGGACCUACGUGUCGAGAGCGCCGUGGCGUCGUCAGUGUGUGAGUCAACUUAUUCCACGUGA